AUGAAACAACUUAGUAUUGAAAGAUUAUCACGGUAUUUGUCUCAAAGAGCACCAAUCCGGGAACUUUUCACUGAAUAUUCCUUUCCCACCUCUUACGAAGAGCAACUCCAACUAGUACCUCAUCUCGAAACAAUUGCAAAUCAUAAUGGAUACUAUUUGCGUAUGUUUUUGAAAAAAUACCUUGAACAGGUAGAAUUACAUGCUGGAGGUGACAUCGAUGAUUCGCUUUAUGAUAUAAUGGCUAGUGUUAUAGCGGCAAAGGAAUUAGACCCAACAGAAUAUGAUUAUCUCACUUAUCCAAUAGUAUCUAAUGAGAUGAUCAGGAUGCGAGAGAAUCCAAGAAUUAUCAGUGGAGCCAAUACUACGGGGUUCCGUACAUGGGAAGCGGCCAUUUGCUUAUCUUUAAUACUUAAGUCAGAUUCUGUAUGGAAUACUUACUCUGAUUCGUCUGUCACUGUGGUUGAAUUGGGAAGUGGAACAGGCUUAGUUAGUCUUCUGUUACUUCAACGCCAUAAAAAGUCUCCAUUUCUUAAAGAUAUUUAUAUAACAGAUGGUUCUGUUGAGCUUGUGGAGAAUUUCAAGUCAACGCUAACUCUUAAUGGAUUUGAUCCCCAUGACAAAAAUUUACAUUUGCAGCAAUUAUUAUGGGGUGAUAAUAUCGAAAAUUCUACUGCAACAUACAGAAAUACAGAUGUAUUGGUUGGAGCAGAUAUUACCUAUGAUUCUUCAGUUUUGCCUUGUUUAAUUGAGGAAUUGAAAUAUUUCUUCACCAAUUCAAUACAACAAUAUCCUCAAGCCAUUAUAGGUGCUACAGUAAGAAAUGAAGAAACCAUAGUAGCUUGGGAAUGUCAUUUAAAUGAGAACUUUGCGGGAAAAUGGUCCGUUAGCCGGCCAGACUUAAAUGACGAUGAAUUUCUUGGUGAUAUAUAUAUUAAGAAUAAGACUUGGCCCAUUAAUAUAUACUUUAUUGGUUAA
Messenger RNA from Lizanozyma spartinae, 975 nucleotides. RefSeq names its product protein-lysine N-methyltransferase. The transcript has a single exon. Lineage: Eukaryota; Fungi; Ascomycota; Pichiomycetes; Serinales; Debaryomycetaceae. The record is from RefSeq and is a predicted model, not a curated record. Bases 1 to 975 code for a protein of 324 amino acids.